Messenger RNA from Centropristis striata (black sea bass), 5560 nucleotides. It is a transcript of the gene pomgnt1, whose product is annotated as protein O-linked mannose N-acetylglucosaminyltransferase 1 (beta 1,2-). The record is from RefSeq and is a predicted model, not a curated record. NCBI's taxonomy places the organism in Eukaryota, Metazoa, Chordata, Actinopteri, Perciformes, Serranidae. Gene Ontology annotation, molecular function: beta-1,3-galactosyl-O-glycosyl-glycoprotein beta-1,3-N-acetylglucosaminyltransferase activity. Gene Ontology annotation, cellular component: Golgi membrane. Bases 221 to 2182 code for a protein of 653 amino acids. The transcript is spliced from 22 exons. Gene Ontology annotation, biological process: protein O-linked glycosylation via N-acetylgalactosamine.
UUGCUCUGCGACACAAAAACAUGUAGCAUGUAGCAUGUAGCUGCAGCUUCAGUUUCAGGAGAUUUUCUGGAUUUUUCUGCCGGCGGCGAGAAUAAAAACGGUCCGGAGAGAAUUAUUGGAGACUGAGUGAGGAUGUGACGGACCGCCGUGUCCCGUGUCUUGGUGGUGUCCCGGUGUCCUGGUGGGUCUGAGUCCUGGUGGGUCUGAGUCCUGGUCCAGGAUGGAGACCUGGACCCCGAACCCCCGGGCCAAGCCGUUCAUCCCGCGUCAGCAGAGGAGUCUCUACCUCACCUGGAAGUACCGGCUGACCAACAAGAGGACGCUCCGCCGCUGCUGCCAGGCCGGUGCUGUCCUCUUCCUGCUGAUCACCGUCAUCGUCAACAUUAAACUGAUUCUGGACACGAGGAGAGUCGCCAACGAAGACGCAGCAGCUCAAGAAUACGAGGACACCAUCCCCAACAUGGAGACGCCCCGCCGGCCGGCCAACGGACGCAAAGUCCUGGACAUCGAGGUUUACUCCAGCCGCUCCAAGGUCUACGUGGCCGUGGACGGCACCACCGUUCUGGAGGACGACAUGCGGGAGCAGGGCCGAGGAAUCCACGUCAUCGUCCUCAACCAGGCAACCGGUCACGUGAUGGCCAAGAGGAUCUUUGACACCUACUCUCCUCACGAGGACGAAGCCAUGAUCCUCUUCCUCAACAUGGUGACUCGGGGCCGAGUCCUCAUCUUCACCAUCAAGGAUGAGGGGACGUUCCACCUGAAGGAUGCUGCCAAGAACCUGCUGAAGAGUUUAGGCAGCCAGGCGUCCCUGAACCUGAGCUGGAGGGACAUGUGGACUCUGGUGGUGAAGAAAGGAGGUCAGGUGUACGGAGAGAAGCACACCAAGUCUGCAGCUCUGUCCACGUGGGGAGACCCGGUGCUGCUGAAGACCGAGGUGCAGCUCACCGCCUCAGAAGAGGCAGAGUGCCACUGGGCCGACACGGAGCUCAACAGGAGGAGGAAGCUGUUCUGCAGUAAAGUGGAAGGAUACGGCAGCAUCUGCAGCUGCAAAGACCCGGCGCCCAUCGAGUUCAACCCCGACCCGCUGCCCAACAACAACGUCUUCAGUGUCCCGGUGGCCGUCAUCGCAGGGAACCGACCCAACUACCUGUACAGGAUGCUGCGGUCUCUUCUCUCAGCUCACGGCGUCAACCCGCAGAUGAUCACCGUCUUCAUCGACGGAUAUUACGAGGAGCCGAUGGAUGUGGUGGAGCUGUUUGGACUGAAGGGGGUCCAACACACUCCCAUCAGCAUCAAGAACGCCAGAGUGUCCCAGCACUACAAGGCGAGUCUGACGGCGACCUUUAACCUCCACCCAGAGACCAACUACGCCAUCGUCCUGGAGGAAGACCUGGACAUCUCCAUCGACUUCUUCAGCUUCCUGAGUCAGACGGUCCACCUGCUGGAUGAGGACGACAGUCUCUACUGUAUCUCAGCCUGGAACGACCAGGGCUACGAGCACACGGCGGAGGACCCGGCGCUGCUGUACCGGGUGGAGAGCAUGCCGGGGCUGGGCUGGGUCCUGAAGAAGAGCCUCUACAAGGACGAGCUGGAGCCCAAGUGGCCCACACCUGAGAAGCUGUGGGACUGGGACAUGUGGAUGAGGAUGCCUGAACAGAGGAAGGGCAGAGAGUGCGUCAUCCCUGACGUGUCCCGAUCCUACCACUUCGGCAUCAUCGGCCUCAACAUGAACGGAUACUUCCACGAGGUUUACUUCAAGAAACACAAGUUCAACACGGUCCCCAACGUGCAGCUGAAGAACGUGGACAGCUUAAAGAAAGAUGCUUAUGAGGUGGAGAUCCACAACCUACUGAGGGAGGCGGAGGUCCUGGACCACAGUAAGAACCCGUGUGAGGACUCGUUCCUGCCGGACUCUGAGGGGAAGACCUACAUCAUGUUCAUCACCAUGGAGACGGAGACGGACACGUCCACCUGGACGGAGCUCGCCAAGUGUCUCCAUGUGUGGGACCUGGAUGUGCGGGGGUACCACCGAGGUCUGUGGCGUCUCUUCAGGAAGAGGAACCAGGUCCUGGUGGUGGCCGUCCCCGUCUCCCCGUACUCUGUGAAGAAACCAGCCAGUGUCUCACCCAUCCACUUGGAGCCUCCACCCAAAGAAGAAGGAGCACCUGUGGAGCAGAUGUAGACACACACACACACACACACAUACACACACACACACACACACACACACACACAGAGCGUCCAGCAGGUGCAGCAGGUAGUUCUCAUCAUUGGGUGGAGCUGCUGCUGCUGGUUGAAGUGAAAGCGAAGGGAAAGUGAGUGAACUGAGUAUAAAGCAUGGAGUUUCUGUGAGAGCUAGCGGGAGGAACCGAGUCCUGCGGUACCUGAAGUGACGUCUCUUCACUUCAUGAUGUCACGUUUUUACGUAACAACGUCCUAAACAACGGCCUAAACUGAAGGAAAGUGCUCCUUUUUCUGUGUCUAAGAACAAAAAGCAGCCUCUGAAUGAGCUGAUAACAACCUGCUGCACCUGCUGCAGGUGGAGCAGGACGCUACGUACUCCAACCAGCCCGGGCCUUAUUUCUUCUAGCAACCACUAGGAUCCAGAUCCAGUCUGGGACCCAGAAACACUUCAACCUGGAGUUGAACUUUGAACUCUUCAGGACGACCUCUGAACUCUGAACGGACUCCGUCCAUCAGCUGGAGACAGGAAGUGAAGUCAGACGGUAUAAAUGACACAAACACACACUUCCUGUCUGGCUUGUUGUGUUUAACUACUGACUGUUCAUCUCUUUAACUUAUCUCUAUUUAUUUCACAUCUCUAGUCCUUUCUUUUUUUUUUUUUUGUUCCACUUGGAUCGAGAUCAGCGCGGCGUUUUUAAGAGCUAACGUUUACAGAUCAUGAAAUAAUAAUGUAUAUACAUGCCUAUAUCUAUUUUUUGAUGAAAAAUCUAAAGGGAGGGCAUAUUUUUCAGUGUUGGAUGUUGAGUCAGUCUGUGGGCUCCGAGGGGUUAACAACAAUAACAACAACAACAACAACAACAAGACGCUCUGCAGGGACAAACAUCAACACAAACAGACUUUAUAAAUAAUAUUCCAUAAAUCAGAUCCUCAUUUCAGUCCAAAAUGUUUGUGACCAGAUAUGAAAGGUGUUCUUGCAUAAAUAAUCAAUAAACAACAUAAAUAAACAAACAAACAAACAGAGAGAGAGACACAAAGACUCGGAGACAAAAAGACUUAUCAAGGAUAUUUCCAUGACUGUAGAUGUAAAAAUGACUAAAAAUAGAUGUAAAAAUUACUAAAAAAGACACAAAAUGACAAAAAAAAAAUAGAUGCAAACAUGACAAAAAAAUGAUUGAAAUAGAAUUUUAUAUUAAAUUAUCGAAAUCGAAACAAAUUUACUAAGAAUAGACAUAAAAAUGACCAAAAAAGACAAAAAUAGCUGACAAGCGUUUAAUUUCAGAGCUGAUAUCUAGACAUUUAACAUGUUGUUGUUUUUAUAAUAACCAAAAUCAUUAUCAAUUGUCUUUUUAUUGGUCGUUAUACGUCUUUUUUUUUUGUUCAUUUUGUGUCUUUUUAUUGGUCAUUUUACAUCUAUUUUGGGCAUUUUAUGUCUUUUUGGUCAAUUUGUUGUUGUUUCCUUCAAAGCAUGUUAAUGCCUGGUACAACUAAAGGUUCAUUUAUUUCAACUCUUAUCACAUAUUUUUGUUGUUCUCAUUAUAUUUGUCCAAACAACUGAACCUUUAGUUGAACCAGACAUUAAAAUGAACCAGAAACUGAAGAAAACAAGGAGGUCUGAUCAUGUUUCCAUGACUUUACCUCCAACAAUGAGAAGUUUGAUGAAGUGAAAAUGAUUGUCAACAUCAACAAACCAGUGAAGGGUUAAUGUCUAAAACCACAUUCUUCCACUGAGUUUAUUGUCGAUAAAACUCGAUAUCCAAACAGUUUCUCCAGGUCAAAGUUCUCCGUUAAUCUGGUGAUUCAGAGUUUCUAAACUUGAGUCCAUCAAACAUCUUUUACUGCUGUCUGUCUACAAUCCUACCAGGUCGUUUCACAUGGCUCAUAAAAACAAUAUUCCUCUAAUAUUCAUAUUUAUAUGCAGCCAUGAAAACUCUGAUUGAGAUGCUUCAGAUGAAGAUCUGAUCAGAGUUAUGAAGGUUGAAUAAACACUACUGUGCAGCUAUAAGCAGACAUAAAGUCAUUUUACAGUAUUUAUUAAUGUUGCCAACAGCUCUAACCCUUUUUAUAUAACGAGACAUCUGCACACGUGUUAUAUUAUUAAAAACGGUUUGAAAUCUUCUCAAUACAUCAGAAUAUGAUGAAAAGUCCAUUCCAGUAGUUCAAGUCAACCAAGUAUUGAGUCAUAUAGACGACAAACUGUUCAGAGGAAACAUUUACAUAUUAAACACACUUUUAAAAUUUUUUUAAGGCACUGAAUUUUAGGUCUUCAUUAUUAUGUUAUAAUACUAUCGCUAUUAUCUCAAUAAAUGAGAAUAUGGUAGAAAGGUUUAUUUAUGUCAGUAAUUAAAUUCAAAAAGGUGAAAUAACACAUUAUAUAGAUCCAUUACACACAGAAUGAAACAUUAAUUAAAUUUCUUCUAAUUAUAAUUAUUACGGCUCACAUUUAAUGAAGACCUAAAAUUCAGUGUGUCAAUAAAAUUUAUGAAAUUUUAAAAAGUGUUUAAUGGUUAAUUUUUUCUAUUCACAUGGGGCUCUGACGUUGUUCUCCUCUCAUUUCAUGUCUUUUUUUUUUGUGUUUUUACGUCUUUUUUUGGUCAUUCUACGUCCAGGAGCAUCGUUGGUCUCUUUGCUCCACCAGUUUUUAUGCAACGAAGGAUCAGAGAAUAAUGGAAUUAAAUUGUAUUUAUGUUUUAGACAGUGUCCCAACUUUUUUGGUAUAGUUGUUUCACAUCAGGAUCAAAGGUUCCCAGCACAUAAAGGUUCAUCUUAAUAAAUGAGAAUAUGAUAGAAAAGUGUAUUUAUGUCAGUAAUUCAAUAACACAUUCUAUAGAUCCAUUACACACAGAAUGAAACAUUUCAUGUCUUAAUUUACUUUAUUCUAAUUAUAAUGAUCAUGGCUUACAUUUAAUGAAGACAUAAAAUUCACUGCCUCAAAAAAUGUGAAUAUUACAAAAGACCAAUUUUUAAAGUGUGUUUAAUAUGUAAAUGUUUCCUCUGAACAGUCUGUCGUCUAUAUGACUCAAUACUUGGUUGAGUUGAACUACUGAAAUGGACUUUACAUCAUAUUCUGAUUGUCAUUAAUUCUGAUUAUUAAUAUCAGAAGUGAUUGAUCCUCCUUGAGAUGAUCAUGUCUCAGUGUUUGCAGUGGUUUGAUUUGAAUGUUUGUCGUAUUAUUUCCUCAGCAGUGUUCCAGUUUGUGUCCUGGACAUUUCACUUUGACAAGUAUUGAUCUGCUCAUGUUCAUGUUUUGGUUUCUCAGAUUAUUUUGUUAUUGACAGUGUGUUUGUGUGUUUGUGUGACGCUGCGAGAUGACGACACAAGUCCUGUACCACUUGUUUAUCUUUUAUCAUGGAAAUGAAUAAAGAUGUUUUUUACUGAG